AUGACUGAAAUAAGCCCCAAAUCCAUUUAUAUGGGAAAAGGGUUUAUCUUGAAAUCCGUUAAUAAUGAAUAUUUAGAGAACAAUAAAAAUAAUACAGGUAAUGUAAAAAAACGAGCAAAAUGUAUAUAUUUAAGUAAAAAAAAAAAUAUAUUUAAAAGAUAUAAUCCCGUAGUUAUUCCAAUAUUGAAUAGGAAUAUAAAACAUUUUACAAAAAAAACUGAAAAAAAAAAAAGUAGCGAUAUCGACAUUUUUGAAGAAAGUGAAUUGAAUAGUUUUUUAUUAAGAAAUCGAGCCUUUCGUUUAACAUGGAUAAAAAUUAUUAAAUUGAUAAAAAAAGAAAUAGAUAUACAAAUAUCAAAAAAUUUAACUGAUGUAUUUGAAGACAUAUAUUUAUAUUCGAUAUCUUCUAGUGAAUACCUUCCAUUGGUAUUAAUGACUGCUGGUACAAAUGUUUCUGAUCAUGAAAUUGUUAUAGAUACUUUAUCAUAUAAGUUAAAGGAAUGGGUUCAUAAAAAAGGAAGACAUAGAAAAAAACGGAUUAAAAAAAAUGAUGCAUCCAAAGCUUUAGUUAAAAAUGUUAGAUCAGAUAAUUACUUCGGUUUAUGUAAUUCAUUUUAUGAUGAUUCAGAUAAAUCAAAUUGCUUGUCUUCUAAAUUGGAAAAAGAUGGGAAUUGCUCAAAAAUAAAAAAACAAAAUAAUAAUGGAAAUGUAGACAAUGAUUUAGUAAGUAAUUCUAGUGAUAUCAUUAAUGAAAGUUAUGAUAGCUCAUAUCAUGAACAGACAGAUAGUGAAGAUAAUGCAAAUUGUGGCAAUGACAACGAUUGUGAUGUGUAUGUGUGCUCUUUAAAUUCAAGCACUUCUAAUAAUGUGAAUUCAGCAAUAUGUAAUAUAUAUAAUCAAUUAUAUAGAGAAUAUAAAAUAAGAAAAUUAUCAAAAAAUAUGAAUAAAAAAAAUAUGAAAUAUAAACAAAAAUACAGCAAUAAUAUAAAUAAAAUUGAAGAAGAUAAUAGAAUAAAUGUGGAUUCAUUUUAUUCUGAACAUAAUGGAGAACCAUCUUCUAAUUCGAAUUAUGUUGAAAAUGAAUUUGAUAACGAUUAUACAUUGAAUAGAAAAUUAAUAAAUGUUGAUAAACUUGUUGAGUUGUAUAACAAUAUGACUGAAAUAAAUAGAAAAUGUGAAGGUAAAGUAAAAGAAAAUGAUUUCAAAAAAAAACGUAAAAAAAAUAAAUCGGAUUUAUCAUGGCUAAAUGGCGAAGCAAAUGAGUUUAGUGAUGAAAAUUUUUUAAAAAAUUACAAUAAUUUAGAAUUAUAUAAUAUUGAAAAUUAUUAUUUUAAUGACGGAAGAAAAAAAGUUCGAGUAAUAGUAUUGAUUCAUGAUUGUGAAUAUUUUAACAUAAAUAUAUUUAAUGGAAUUUUAAAUAUAUUGAUAAAUUUAAGAAUAAAUAAUAAGAUAUGUUUAAGUGUUAUAUUGGGUGUGUCAUCUCCUUUUUUUUUUAAUAACAUAACAACACCAAGCACACAAAGUAAAUUACGAAUAAAAAACGUGGAUAUUUUAAACAAUAAGUUGGUUUGUGAAAAUAUAUGUAAUAAUAUAUUAUUUAAAAAUAUUAUUCCUUUUGUAAUUAAUUUUAGAACAAUACAUACUAUUAAAUUAUUAUUAUAUAAAAAUAAUCAGUCAAUUAGCCAUUUAAUUCAUAUCCUUUAUAUAUUAACAAAAGAUUUUUAUGAUAAUAAUUUGUUUUCUUUUUUAUCAAUUCCUAUAAAUUAUUAUUUUAAUAAUUGUUGUGAUACUGAUAUUGAAAAUGAUACUGAUAAUGAAUCAGUUACUGAAUAUUCACCAUAUACAUUUGUUAGAUCAAAAAACAAAACAUUUAACACAUUUAUACAAUAUAAUAUAAGAAAUUUGCAUAAAAAAAUAAUUUCUUUAUGUUAUUCAUCUAAUUUAUAUUAUUUUCAUUUAUCGUAUUUAAAAAAAAAAUAUUCUAAUAUUUUAAUCAAAAAUUAUUAUCUAAUACAUGAUGAAAAUUCUGAUGUCCACACCCCAACAUCUUCGAGUAUUGACACAGAUGUAUUUACUUUAAAAAAAAAUAAAAAAUUAAAUUAUGACAAAAAUGAGAAUGAUCAAUUCGAUGUAGUCGAUAAUUGUAAUGUUCCACCAAAGGUAAACAAUAUUAACAAGCUUGAUAAAGACAGGAAUGGAUUAUUUGAUAGAAAGUUAUAUGCAUGGAAAUUUAAAGCUAAUACCAUAAACUGGUGGUUAGAUCACCCUUUCAGAGAUUUAGUGUAUUGUUAUGAAAAUAGUAAUUCGAUAAAAGAAAAAAAAAAAAAAAAAACAGUUUUUAAUAUUGAAGAUAAAUUAUUAUUAGAACCAGGAGAAGAUAAUGAAAUAAAAAAUUUACAAAAUCUUGAAAACAUAAAAGAGAUAAAUAAACAUUUAUGUGAACAUUUUAUUCCUGAAACUGUUUUAAAACUAUUAGAAAGAAAAUAUGCAUUUAAUAUAGCUAUAAAUUUUAUUAAUAUUAUAAUUAAACAUAAACCUGAAUAUAGCAAUUCGUUAAAAAGAAUCGAAUAUUUUCGAAAAUUAUUUGAUAAUUUAGAAAAAGCAAAAUGGAAUAACAAUACAAAUAUAUUAUAUAUAGAAGAAUUAUAUAAAAUUGCAGAAAACGAUGUAAAAAAAUGUGUACAUUUUUUGAUUGAUAUUGUUAAUCCUUAUUAUUUUAAAAAUCAAGAAACUCUUUUAAAUAUAUUAAAAGAAUUUAAAAAAUAUUAUAUUAAAAUUUAUUCUUUAGUAUAUAAUUUAGAGGAUUAUUUAUAUUUGUUAAAAGAGAAAGUAUAUGAAAAAGACAAAGAAUAUUUAAUUAAUGAUGAUUUUUCAAAAAGUUUUUCAUAUUCUGAUUCGUUUUCCAUUUAUUACUCUCUUCUUUACAAAUUAGAUGAUUUAAUAGAAAUGUUUAGAAAAUUUUUGAAACAAAAAGAUAUUGAUACUAACGUAUGCAAAGGUGAAUUUUUUCAGAAAAAUGUUGAUAACACUGACAUGUCUAAUAAUCAAAAUGAAAAUUGUGAUGAAAAAAAAACAUACAAGCGAUAUUUGACAAUACAUAAUACGACGUUAAAGGUAAACGAUACGGAAUAUGAUAAUGAUCGAACAAUUACAAUUCAAGAUAUUUCAGAUUCUUUAAAUAUGUUCAUACAUGAUUAUUUAUAUCUAUUAUUACUUCCCCCACUACAUUAUAAUCCCCUUGCAUUUGAUAUAACUAUUCAUAAACCAGAUAAAGAUUUUACAGAUAUAAUAACAAGAAAUAUAAAAGGAGAAUUGUUACAAACCCUUUGUUAUAAUAAUCCAUAUAAAACUGGGAAUUUAAUGUGUUCAUGCUGUUUUUGCACAGAAAAUCCUCAAAAUGAAAAUGUGAAUAGUAAUAUUAUUUGUGAUAAUAAAAUUUAUUUAAAUCCAUAUUAUGAUAAUAUAUCAAGUUUAGAAGAUUUAGUCAACCUUUAUAGAAUUUACGAAAGAUGUAAUAAAACCAUAGACUUAUAUAAUUUAUUUAUUUUGUUUAUAAAUAUAAAAGUAGAGAAAUAUGAAAAUACAAUUGAAGAAAAUAGUAUCGAUGAAAAAAUAAAAAAAAUACCAAAGACAGGUCAAAAUUCAUUUCUAGAUAUUGGAAUUUUACAAGAAUAUUAUUUAAAAUUUAUAAUUGUAGUUACAACUUUUUGUUAUAUUUUUAAAAUAUUAAAACAGCCUAAUGUAUCAGCUCUUUUAAAUUACACUGAAAAAUAUGAUUAUUUAUCAAAUAAUUAUAAUGAAGAUAUGAUAGAAAAUGACGAAAAUGAAGAGAACGCUAAGGAACAAGUUAAAAAAUUCUUAAUAGAUAUUAAGAAAUCAUUACAAGGAUGUACUAGUAAAAAAUUACUAUUUGGGAAAUUGUAUUACAAUAAUACUAUUAUGUCUAGAGAAUUAUGUUUACAAAAAAUGAUGGAAUAUAAUUUUGAAUACAAGAGAGAAACUAUAUGUGUAAAUGACAGUUUUAAACGCCAAAAAAAUUGA
Molecule: messenger RNA, 4041 nt
Organism: Plasmodium berghei ANKA
Lineage: Eukaryota; Apicomplexa; Aconoidasida; Haemosporida; Plasmodiidae
Product: conserved Plasmodium protein, unknown function
Exons: 1
Coding region: 1-4041 (1346 amino acids)
Source: RefSeq, a predicted model, not a curated record